Messenger RNA from Miniopterus natalensis, 9425 nucleotides. Lineage: Eukaryota; Metazoa; Chordata; Mammalia; Chiroptera; Miniopteridae. The record is from RefSeq and is a predicted model, not a curated record.
AUGGCGACACAGAUCCUUGUAGAGGAAUGUCCUGGAGCAGAAGAGUCUGUGUCUGCUGCACUGAAGGACAUGGCAUUGAUUUUAUUUCCAAGGACUCAGGAAGAGCCGGCCCUGGCGACACCGUGUUUGGACUGCAGCCUCCAGAGCUGUCAGAGAAUAGAGCUCUGUUGUAAUUUAAAUGAAUAUGUUGAAGCAUUAAUUACCUUGAAGCAAAAAAUUAUUAAUACAGAUAAUUUGUUAACAGAGUAUCAGAAGAAAUGUGAUGAGCUGCAGUUUGCCAGAAGAGAGAAUAGCACUCUUCAUCAUCAAGUGGAACAGAUGCUUCAAAAAAUUUCUCCUCUGCAGAAAUGUCAGGAAGAACUGGGAUCUCUAAGAGCUGAGCUAGAAGAGAAAAAGAGUUCUCUAAAGUUGUAUCAGGACACUCAUCAGGAAUAUGCUCGUGUAAAAGAAGAAUGCUUGAAAACUGAUGCUCAGAAGAAGAAACUAGAAGCCAAGGUGAAGAAACUAGAAGAGGCUGCUGUCAAGCAAACUCAGGACUUCAAGCAACUAAAGAAUGAAAAGAAAAUUCUUGAAAAGGAAUUUAAGAAGACACAGGAAAGGCUUGACGAAUAUUCUAAACAGAAAACUGAAAAGGAGUUGAGACACAUUGGAACACAAAUUUCAAGUGAUUCUUACGGAAGCAUAGAUAGAAGAAAAGUAAAACUACUUCUGAAGGAACUCUGGCUGUGUAUAAACUCAUCACACAGAGUACCUGGUGAAAGCAGCAGAUGUGUCCCAGCAAAACCUGUCCAGGAAAAGCCCAGAUCCAUAGAGUCCAGCGAGGAUGGUGUGCCCACUCGGGUAGGAGGCAGUCCCCUCAGAGCCUCUGCUGUGCAGACAUGUCUGGCAGAGCUGUCCAUGGAGGUAGAGGGUGACACCUCUGCGUGUGAAAACGUGGGAAAAGAGAGGCCCAGUGGAGCAGCCCACCGUAAUGAGGAGCAGCAUCCUGAGGUGUUAAUGCAGAGAAAUGAGGAGGACAGUACUGACUUUUCUGAUCACGAUCACUCUUUUGAUGAAGACCUUCAAGCUGCAGUUGACUUCUUCAAACUUCCCCCCCCUCUUUUGUCUCCAGUGCCGUCACCCCCUCUGGGGUCCUUAUCACACCGGGGCACCUUACCUUCUUCACUUGCACCUGAAACCUACUUUGGAGAGUAUACAGAUUCCAGUGAUAAUGAUUCCAUCCAUCAUGGAAAUUCUGCUGAGUCUCUUUCAGAAGAUGAUACACCUGAGGCACAGGAUUGUUUCAGCUCAUCCAGAAAAAAUAAAGGAAGUGAUACAUGGGAGGAAAAGUCCAAAUCACAUGAAGCCACCCAAGCUCUAGACACAUUGGAAGUAAAUGAGGUGGCAGCUGUUGGGGUUGGGGCAUUUACAGCAUCACCGAGAGAACCUCCAGCCACAUUCUCCUUAGCUGGUGAGAAACACUGGGCAGUGUCAUCUCAAUUCAUGAGUAGUAGAAAAAGAGACAUUUUAGGUGAGGCAAAAAGACAAAGAGAGGUUAGGGAGAUGGAUAAGUCAGUGCAAACUGAGGAAACACUUUGUAAACCCCCCGAAAGUGUGAGUGUUGAGAAGGUGUCUGGAGGCCUAGCACAAGGGAAGGAGGCAGCCCUCGGGAAGCCAGACAUGUGUUAUUCACCCCUUGGCAAGAGACCACUAAGUGAACUCUCGGGAUCUGAAGGAAAAACCUCAUUGUCCAGAAUGAUAGGAUCAUCCAAAUCAGACUUUACUAAGUGGACACCAACUAAUGAAAUCACUUGUGAAUCAGAUGGUAUAUCUGACCAUCUUCAGGGAAUAUCUAGAGAAUUAGAAAGGGAAAGAGAAGAUACGCAAAGGUUUGUUUUAGGAGAAUCAUCUGAACCUGAAGAAGAUGCAGGUGAUGUAAUGGGUGCAACAGAGCUUGAUGUUGAAGCCAAAUUCUCUUCCUCGUCUACCUCGGGAGCGUUGUCUGUCUACAGUAGUCCCCAGUUUUCCUCUGGGUUGAAGUGUGGUCAUGAUACUCAUGUUCCUACUGAAGUAGUCCCUACUGAAGUGUGUCACUCAGAACAAAAGUUACAAGCUAGAACUUCAAACAUGUCAGGUCUGCAGUCUGAGCCAACAGAGUGUUCCACAGGAGCAAACGACCCAGAGGAUAGCUUGCAUGCUCUGAACCCUGAAUUGGGAGCAUCUGAUUUUCAUGAUCAGAGUAGCAGUGGGAUAGAAUGUACAAAAGUUCUGAAAGGUAUGACCAAAGUGUGUGCUCUUCCUCAGUCAGUAUUUAUGAAAGCCAUGAAAGGUGGACAGUGUGAAAGCCAAGGUCCAGGAGUUGAGCUCACAUCAACUCAGUCAGAUUUCACAGAGUUAGUAGAGGCUCAGUCUAGCUUGAUCAAGAGUGUUUUUGUUAAAAGCACUUCUUGGCACCAUAGUGAUCUGUUAAGGAGAAGUGGUGAAGAAAGGCUGAGAGCUAAAUCAGAACAUCAACAAGAGACCAACCAACAGUUACAAAAGGCUGUGCUAUCCUUAGAAAAUAGAGAGUCAGCAUCAUUGUUGCCUAACCAAGUAUCAGUUAUCACCAAGCAGGCCAGGCCUGAGACAAUACAGAGUGCUAGAUUGGAACUGUUGAGACUACAUAGGAAUGAGUCUGCCUCAGCAACAGAAAAUGUUGAUAAUGUGUCAUCUGUAGCAAGAUGUGGAGAAAGAGAGGACACAACAAAGAACAUCAAGGAGGUGGCUGCUACAAAAAGAACUUCACCAGAAAGUUCCACCUCUUGGAGAAAAUUAGAUUUCAGUUCUCCAAGUGGUUCUUUACCAGUAGAAACUUCUCAUUGUUCCACAAAUAGUAAAUUAUCUUUAUUUUCUGAAAAUAUCCCAGUCCCAAACCAAAACAUGGAAGCUGCAGUGCAGGCAGAACUGCAGGAACAGCAUCCAUGUCUAAAUGCCACAGAUCUGGACUCAUCUAGGAUGGGUGCAGACAAACUUGCUCCAGCCACAGAAGUGACAGCAUCAGGAGGUUUUCCCGUUGAAGAAAUAUCUUUUGGAGACACAGUUAGAUCUGGUGGUGAAACCCUGGCCAUUUCAAAGGACUCUCCUAGUGUAGAGCAAAGCCUGGAGGAGCCUUUGGAGCAGCCAUCACCAGCUCCUGGCGGUGCUUCUCCUGAUGGUACUGGCACCACAGGCACUGCAUUUUUACCAGUGAUGGGCAGAAAAGAUGAAGAAACUCAUGAUGCCCCCCCAAGUCGUUUUCCUGGUCCUCUGUACUGUUACACAGGCAUUCGGGAGGUGGGGGGUGGUGACACUGAGGUGGAGGAGAGUGAGGCCCCUAGCUGCAGUGAGGGUGAAAACGAGCCUGAAGUCUUGACAGGUAACCAGCAGCAGGAUGCUGCGGAGGCCGGCAGGAGAGAGGUGGGAGCUGCGGAUGCUGGUGCCGCCGAGACGAGGCCUUCCAUGGAGGUGGGCUGUCUGACCUCAGCACUGCGGGACUUCAACAUCAGUACUCUCUCUGAGAUAGACAGACUUUCUACGUCAGAGGUCGUUAUGUUUCUUGAAAGUUGUCAAUUGAAAGAUUAUAGUUCAGGGGACUCUGUUCCUGAAUAUUCUAGCAAAGAAACCCUAAACAAAGAAGUGAACACAGAAUUAAAGCAAAGUGAAAUGUCAGGAGAAAGAAAGCAGCUCUGUGAAGAAGAAACGCUCAGAACCUGUGAAGAGUGGAUUGGCUCGGAGGAAGAUGACUGUCCUUUAAGGGAUGCAGGUCAGCUCACUCAGUGUUCUUUGGAAACGCUGUCUGAGGUGCUCACCAAGAUUGGGCAGGAACUUCAGUCCAACUACGAGGACUCGGAUGGCAAAGAUGCUAGUAAUUUACUGCUCUUCAGUAUACAUGACAGCCUAACCGAAGAACACAUGAAGGAACAAGUCUCACCUCAGCAAACAAGCGCCUCCUCAUUGCACCCUUCAGAUUCACCGCCGUCAGCAGCCGGUUUGGACGCUAAGGGCAGUUCUCCCACUAGUGGGGCAUCUAUCGAAAACACUCAAGACAGACCUGAGGGUAACUCAGAGGUGACCAGGCUGAUCGACAGUGGGGAUGAGCUCUUGUCACAACUAGCGGAGCCCCCAACCCAGGGUUCUGACUCAGGAGACGGGCAGACAGCCGAGCACAGUACUGGUUGUGAGGCAGAAAGGACAUUUCAGUGUCAGAUAUCUACAGUGACUUCUGAAGUUAUAAAUGUGCUAAUAAAUAAGGACCAAAAUGUAGUCAUUGAAAAGGGGGACAACUGGACCAUCAUAAAUGCGGUACCACUCAUGCCAAAUGUGGACCAGGUUAUCCUGUGUGACACCCCAGGAGAAAUCCCUGCUUCUCCAGAUGGAGGAGGGCCGGGAGCUGGUUUCAUUUCUGUAACUUCUAUGGAGAAGUCCCCAGAGACCAGCCACCCUGGCUCUCCAUUUCAGGAGCCCCCAUGUGACAGUAAUCUUCCAUGCACCCAAGAGGAUAUUUCCAGCAGUGGUCAGAGUUCCAACUUUGAUAAAAGUCGUUUGCGGAAUAGACCUGUUAAACCUAGCAUAAGGAUUAGUUCUGAAAUUUAUGAUCAAAUCUUUGAGUCUCAGAUUGUUGCAUCUGAUCACACAUAUUAUAACUCAAAACUGGAGCCAUUUGGCAAAAACAAGAGCCGAUCGAAGAUUUCAAACAAAGAUCAGUCAUACAAACCUAUAAAGACUUCAGUACCGGGCAGAGCUGAAACUAAUCCAGAUGAAAUUUCUCAGUCAUCUUUGGGGGACAGAGGUAACACAAAAACCCAGAGACCUCAGACUCAGACCAUUCUGGCCAAUGCUGACACCUCUACCCCUACAGAUUGUUCUGCUGACACUCUGAAUAAAAUACGUCAGGAGGUGGGGCCCCCUUUGCCACCCCUGCUUGCUCCUUUGAUUGCCACGCCUCCAAGGACUUCACACCCAGUUUCUCCUCUGAUAUCAAGUUCCAGUCCCUCCUCACCCACCUCUCCUGUUGGCCAGCUUUCUCCAUUGUGUGAGAUCCCAAUGCCACCCAUGAUGUCUCCUUUGCUGGAAGAUCCGGGGCGUGCCUCCCCUUCGUGCACAUCUCCAUCCCCGUCAGCUGUACCCGCAGGGGAGAGGAUAUUGUCAUCUCCUUUGCAGUUUUGUGCCGCCACCCCAAAGCAUGCCCUUCCCGUGCCCGGCAGACUGCCCCCCUGUGCAUCAACUCACACUGCUGUGGCUGGGCCCCAGGAGAAUUCUGUUAAAAUCCUUGACACCAUGUACCCAGAGUUAUCUGCCAGGGCCCGCACUCUCAACAUCCUCAAAGGGAAUAUUCAGCUCUCGCGAGGUUCAGCUGCUGACCGUCAGAAUUUACCAGGACCAGUCAGUGCUAUAACAGGCUUCAAAGCAAUCGCUUCCAUGUCAACCGCCUUUGUCAAAACGGGGGGCAGCUCUGGUGGUGACUGUAACCAGGAUAAGUCAAGGGACUUGGGGACUCAGCAGGAUUCAGGUGGGAAAAGGACAUUGUCAGCGUGUACACUGAGGAGUGCUAAAAGAUUGCGCCUGGACAGCGGGUCCCCAGAACCAGAAACCAGGAGUGCCACUCCUGAAGGCGUCAACAAACACCCCGGCAGGAACCUCCCUCAGGCUGAAGUUGCAGCAACAGAUGAGGAACCAAGUUCUGUUCCGGCUGCCAGUACAGUUUCACAGUUGUCUCUGAAUCCCAAAGAAACUGUGGAGUCCCAUGAUAAAGCCAUAGCCGAUGCCCUGAAAAAGAUUGCAGAGUCCUCCUUUGACCUGUUGCCUGUCAUUCGGAGUCACGUAUAUGUGGGAAAUAUCUCCAAAAAGCCUGUAAUGAGAGAUCAAGAGAAAGAAGUUGUCUAUGACUUCAGCACAACAAAGAAGCAUUUAGCAGAGUGCUUACUUCACUCUAUUCUCUCAGAACUAAAACUUCAGAAGACAUCUCUCGAACACAAUUACAUUCACGCGCUCUGCAGAGUGUAUGUGGGUAUUUGUCGGCAACUUGGAGAUGUGGAAAGAGCUCGCUUGUUCUGCUACAGCCUACUUAAGGAAGAUUUUCCAGAGUCAGAAAAAUUGACUUUGUUCAUUGCAAACAUGUGGCAUGAUAUAUUUAUCUCUCAAUCGGUGAUUAAUAAAGCAAUGCAGCUAGUUGCCAGGCAACGUGCUAAAGGAGAAGUUCUGAACUGUUUAAGAGCUUUUCUCAAUUGGGAAAAGAAUGCUCCUGCAGAUGUUGGCUUCAUGGUUUCUAAGCUGCUUUUGACCAUACAGUUAUGUCCAAAAACAGAAUUUCAGCCCAGUGAAAAAUUUGGUGAAGACCUAAGUGAUAACACUUGGGAGUACAUAUUUGCCAUUGAUCUGCUCUGCUGCCAUCAGAAAUGGGUUUGGACACAUGAUAACAUUAUAAGUAAGGAACUAUGGCCUGUAAUGGAUAAGUGGAUAAAAUACAGAAAAGGACAUGCGAACAUUGCGUAUAUUCCUGACAUUAUUAUAGCAUCGAUACUGAGGCUGAUCGGUCGUUUAGGCCAGUUGGGCUUGAAGGAAGGGUUUCCAUCUGCUGUGAAAAACAUUAGUUCGGUUAUUGGUAUGUUCAUCCAGCAUGCCCAGGACGAAGAUAUACCAUGGGGUAUACAGCUAGCAGCCGUGUAUGCUCUUUGUGACUUGAGUCCCAGCAAUCCAGCGGAAAUAUCCAAGAUCCUGGAAGCGUGGCGCAAGGAGACCUCUCACAGCGUUCCCUCGGCAGUGGUCAGCUCCCUGGAGGAAGUCAGUGCACUGUGCGCGGAGGAACUUGGCUAAGCCCCGCUGCACUGCACCUAGAGAAGUGCCUUCACCUAUCUUGAGUAUAAACAGGUUAAUCGCCUUUCAGAAUGCAAACAGGUUUCACAGAGAAGACGCAAAUGAGAAAAUGGGAAGAGGCUCUCCUCACUGUGCGGCAAGGAGAAGUACUCAGCGGCACAGCUGUGUUUCCCUAAACCACACUUACAUCACUUAAGGCCGUCGUGACUACGUGACCUAUGGAUUGUAUUAUUGUGUCUUGGUCAGACAACAAAAACUUGAACUUAGCCCUUUUUGCUGCAGAAAGUGCCCUUUUAGUCGCUUUUUAAAAUUGAGUGGCAUUUUAUAAUGAAUUUAAUAUGAAAGCAUUGAUUUGGUUCCUGAGCUAAUUCUGGCCUUUGUGCUCAAAGGACUGAGUAGGAAAAACUAAAUUGGCUAAAAAAGAACUAGAAGACUCUUCACUGUCUUAGCUGGAAAUGGGCUAUAGAAGUUUUCUCACGGUAUAGUGCACAACUGAUCCGAGUAAAACACAGGGAGCCUCUAGAAACUCACCUUCAUGCGUUUUCUUCACAAGAGUUCCUUAACUAAAGUUCCUUUAGCUAUUUAACUAUCAGGAAGAGGAGACUGAGAAGAAGAAGUCCACUGCAGGUUCUGUGUCAACGGCGUAUACAUACGGAUUCAGAGACCGGCACGGCAGGCAGAGCUCUUGGCCGUGUACGUUCGGACAAUGUGAUAAUGUGUGUCACAUUCGAUGAUGUUCCGCUUUCGGAAUUUUAGUAUUUGUACAGAGAAAAUGGGUUUAAUAACUCACCGUGGUUCUGAUUUGUCUUAUAUCCAUCAUUUCUUAAAUCUCUUGUAUGUGUUUUUUAUAAUAAAAAAUAAAAGUAAGCCAUGUACAUUAUUGUUCUGAUGAGUGAAGAUGACGGCCAUUCCUAAAGACCCCCUUCUGGAUAGAAACGUGCUGCUGUGCCGUGUUUCUCCGUCAGCGUGUUCUCCGCAAUGCUCUUAGUGAUAGCACACCAGCUGACUCAGUGUUGAUUGGCCUCACGAUGGAUGUGUUUGUUCAAUUACAAUUGCUGCCCUUUACAAAUUACACUUGACAAGUGUUUUACUCUUCUGUGUUUUUUUAAGUAAGUAUAACAACAGAUUUAUGAACAACUCUUUGUAGCCCUUUGGAAGCUUUUGUUUGGUGCAUUCAUUUUUCUGCCAGUACUUAUUUGAGCAUGUGCUCUGUGCUGGUGCCUCACUGGGAGCAUCAAGGGAACAGGCAGUGAAGAACAGCUACUCAAAGACCUGUGAUCUAGUGGUAGAGCAGUCACCUCAGGAAGUCAACAGUUGAAAAUUUUGGUGAGUUCAGUGAUAAAAAUGAGGUUUGCAGUAAAAUGGCAGGUAGACUCUGCACUUUCUAGGUGUUGUUCCAGGAGGAUCCCUCUGAGAAGGUAACACUUAUGGCAGGACCUGAGAGAAAGGAGCCAGCCUUGAAAGUAGGGGACAUGUGUCUCUUCUGGAAAGGUGAGUGUGGCUCGGAGAGGGAAAGAGCCUUUGUGUGCAGAAAGGAGGCUGAUCUAGCCAGACAUACUGUUUAAGGGACAAGUUUCAUUUGUCCAUUUAUACAGGUAACUGCCAGUCCCUGGGACUUGGGCAGAGAUGUCACAUGAGAUUAUAAUUCCCUGGGCUGUUCUGUGGCAGAGGGGUGUGAGAAGGGCAAGAGGUGAAGCAGAGGGACCUGUCCGGGGGUAAGGGAGAGAUUAUGGUGGUAGAUGGUUUUCAGCAUCUUCUUGAGGUGUAAUCAAUGCUAAGUUCCUGAACUUGGGUGAGGGACAGGUAAGAAUCAAGGUUUAAGGUUACUGAGUUGGGUUCCUGUGGGUGGGGACAGGUGCACAAGUUGUUAGGAAUCACAAAUCCUGGGUGCUGGCUUGGGACGGGGGGCAUCAUAAGACAAGUGGAGGUGGCAGGGAGCCUUUACAGGACAGUCUGGAGUUCAGACAGAAUAGGGCAGAAGUUAGGAAGCUGUGUAUGGAGGCUGUUUAAAGCUAUGUGUGUGCGCACGUGUGUGUGUGCUUGUGUGGGUGCGUGUGUGUUCACCUAAGGAGAAAAAUAACAUGGCAGGGGGCGGAGGAGGAAACACCUGUAGGGCAGGAGGUGGGAGUGGUGUAGUGCCUUGGUGACUGUCUCCUUGCCGGAGCCAGGAAGGCAGGCGUCGGCCAUCUGUGCUUGUUGAAGCUGCAGGGUCAGGUGAGCCAGCCAGGUGAUGGCUGCAUUUUGCGUCCUGUGGGUGUGGAGCCUUCUGAGCAGUUCCCACAGAACAGUGGGCUUAGGGUGAUACAAAGUGAAGAGACGAGCAGGUCUGCAGGUGUGUGUUUUGGAAAAUUUGCCUAGUGGAUGGAUUUGUCAGAAAUGUUCAGAACACUUUUUUUUAAAACAUCAUCUGUUUUUUGGUGGAGAAUAGGUAACACCUGACACUUUCUGCUGGUUGCCAUUUUCCUGACCAUUUGGUGUGUGGAGUUUGUCAGUAUCUGCUCCGUGUGUGACCUGAUGAUAAAUAGGCCUGAACUUGCCUUUGGUGCUGUUUCACCCUCAGAGGAUGAAGCAGUUUUAAGCUGUUAAUAAAUUUAAUUUCUGGUAUUCAAUCAAAA